UCAGUUCUCUGCAGUGGUCGCUUGGAAUAUAUUUGCAGCUGACAUUUUUAUUGGAUUUCCCCAGAUUUCACAGUCUAACCUGUGAUGCUAAAGGACUGCUUGCUCAUAAAGGACAGGCUGUGACUUCUAGGAACUCUAAACAAAAUGUAGAGAUGAAUUGUACAUCAGUCUCUUAACAGUUUGUUGUGCAGAUUUCUGCUAUCUAGAAAUUUGAUAAGGACGAUGGAAACACUAUUAUUUUUUAAUCUCUAUGACUUUUUUUUCCCGGUAAGAUUGGCAAUGGGAAAAACAUAAAAACAACCAGAAGAAUACCACAGAAUCUUACGGUGCCUUCUAGAUAGAAAAGAUUGCUGUUAUUCCAUCCACCAAAUGGCACAGAUGGGUGUUGGCGAAGGAAAAUCAAUUGGAGAAUGGUUUGGACCAAAUACAGUUGCUCAAGUACUCAAUGUUGGGAUGGAACAAAACACCACUUGUGCUCCCGAGGCCUCCAUCGUUCUCCCUAGAGCCCUGAAGUCUCUUCUGAUCUGCGCUGUGCCGGAAACACUUUGUCAGGAAGGCCCUGUGCAAGAGCGAGGUUGGAAGCACAACGGAGCGAGAGCUCGGCACACUUCAGGGUGUACCCAAAAGACCCAAUGUCUUGACAGCUUUGGUGGAAAACUCAUUCCUGGAUCGGAAGCAUGGCUUCGGUGUUUUCUUCUACUAUGGCUGGAAGCUCCUAGGUGAAGGCAAAAAAAGACG
Messenger RNA from Cuculus canorus (common cuckoo), 738 nucleotides. RefSeq names its product cysteine protease ATG4A-like. Lineage: Eukaryota; Metazoa; Chordata; Aves; Cuculiformes; Cuculidae. The transcript has 5 exons. The record is from RefSeq and is a predicted model, not a curated record. The coding region runs from base 370 to 723 and encodes 117 amino acids.